AUGAAAUUAAGUCUGAAUCUGAUGGCAGCUCUGUCUGAAAACAUGCUGACAGUCAACAUGUUACUGAGUGUCUUCUUUCUUCCAGGUACUUUGGCUGAUUGUUGUGAUACAAAAUCAGGCAUCAGAAUCACUACACCGAAAAAGAUCAAAGCUCUGAGUGGAUCUUGUUUGGAAAUCCCAUGCAGCUUUAAUACAGAAAAUAAAUUAUUUGACAGCAGCAAAACUAUCUAUGGAGUUUGGAUGAAGCAAAAAAUUAAUGGCAAUCCAAGUCCUGUUGUUUUCCACAGCAGUGGGUCAGUUAACACCUAUCCAUUGACUAUUACUGGAAACCUGAAAGAGAAAAACUGCACCACUCUGUUUCCUGAUGUAAAUACCAGUUAUACAGACAGAUACUUCUUCAGGAUUGAGAACGAGCCGUUUAAAGCAACAGCCUGUGAAGAUCCUCUUAAUAUAACAGUUAAAGAUUCUCCUUGGAGUCCCAGCAUUAAUAUCUCUGUUGUGAAGGAGCAUCAGUCUGUCACUAUAAGCUGCUCAGCUGUGACUCCCUGUCCACACUCACCUCCUGAACUCACCUGGAAUCUCCAACAAGACUCUGACAGACAAACAGAGAAAAACAAAGAUGGAACCUUUACAACUAAAAUCCAGGAGACCAUCACUCUGUCAGACACACAUGAUGGAUACAACAUCAACUGUUCUGCCAGAUAUCCUGUGAAUGGAGGAAGCAAGACAGCAGAGACAGAAGUGACUCUCAGUGUUUCAUAUGCUCCUAAAGACACCUCAGCAUCCAUCAGUCCAUCAGGUUUGUUGUCAGCAGGCAGCUGGGUGGAGCUGAACUGCUCCAGCAGAGCCAAGCCUCCUGCCAGCUUCACCUGGUUCUGGAACAGCAAACAUGGAGCCAGAAUAGUAGCUACAGGGGAAUUUUACAGCCUCAGAGUCACUGAGGGAGGAGAGUAUUACUGUGAGGCUACAAAUGAUCUUGGGAAACAGAGAUCAUCACUUAUCCUACUCAAUUUGAAAGAUUGUCCUUGGAGUCCAAGCUUUAACAUCCCACUUAAACUGAAGGAGCAUCAGUCUGUCACUAUAAGCUGCUCAGCUGUGACUCCCUGUCCACACUCACCUCCUGAACUCACCUGGAAUCUCCAACAAGACUCUGAGAGACAAACAGAGAAAAACACAGAUGGAACCUUUACAACUAAAAUCCAGGAGACCAUCACUCUGUCAGACACACAUGAUGGAUACAACAUCAGCUGUUCUGCCAGAUAUCCUGUGAAUGGAGGAAGCAAGACAGCAGAGACAGAAGUGACUCUGUAUGCUCCUAAAGACACCUCAGCAUCCAUCAGUCCAUCAGGUUUGGUGUCAGCAGGUAGCUGGGUGGAGCUGAGCUGCUCCAGCAGAGCCAAGCCUCCUGCCAGCUUCACCUGGUUCAGGAACAGCAAACAUGGAGCCAUUAAUGUAUCUGUGGGGCAGGUUUACAGCUUCAAUGUUACUGAGGGAGGAGAGUAUUACUGUGAGGCUACAAAUGAUCUGGGGAAUCAGAGAUCAGCAGUGAUUCAUCCUGGCAAUAAAGGUUUGCCAUCUGGAUUUAUUUUCUGGGUGACCACUCUAGUUGGAGGAACUGUGAUCCUCUGCCUGUUAGCUUUACUUUGGUUCAUUAAGAUCAAACAUAAAGCUUCUCGGCGGAAGCACCUGUACGAGGUGUCAACAACUAUCAGUAAUGCAGGGAGUUCUCAUAUGUUGGUUUGUAAGAAUCAACCGGGUGUGCGGACGUUGAUCUUCACAUGAUAGCCAACAAAUCAAAUGAAAAACUCCAUGAUGGAAAUAUGAAUUUCACUCAGAGCAGGCCUGAAGUUUCCUCCUUCUCGGUUCAGGACCAGGAACAUCCGGAGACCAAGUGUGAACAGUUCAAAGUGCUCACUAACAGUCCAGAGGAUCUCCGCACUGAAGAGGAAAUUGCUGUGUUGUGAAUAAUCUCAUCUCUGGAGACAGUGGUCUCUUAAAAUACAGAUGCUAAUCUAUAUAUGCAUAUUUAUAUUAUUUUUUGCUAAUGGUUAAAAAGCAUGCUUAAGUAUGUUUUGAGCAUUUGCAAAUUUGCA
Cyprinodon tularosa is the source of this 2093-nucleotide messenger RNA. Its product is annotated as sialic acid-binding Ig-like lectin 14. The record is from RefSeq and is a predicted model, not a curated record. The transcript is spliced from 11 exons. Lineage: Eukaryota; Metazoa; Chordata; Actinopteri; Cyprinodontiformes; Cyprinodontidae. The coding region runs from base 1 to 1782 and encodes 593 amino acids.